Cuscuta epithymum is the source of this 1216-nucleotide messenger RNA. Lineage: Eukaryota; Viridiplantae; Streptophyta; Magnoliopsida; Solanales; Convolvulaceae. The record is from the annotation of a GenBank genome assembly.
CUGGCGAGCCGCUAGACUCAUUUACACCACUAUGAGUCCAAAUGUGCACUUGGUCUUGGGAUAAUGCCUGCAAAUUCUUUGAAGCGCAACCUGGCUACGUACGUCCUUGUGGAUAUUUGAAUCCUUUCCUGGGUACUGUUUGAUCUUUAAACAAAUCUACGUUCAGAACUUUGGGAGCGCUCAACUGUUCUUUCAAGAAAAAGUCAAUUCAAGGACCAAGGCAGUAAGGCGUGUACAGCUAUGGCUGCUUCAACCGGAUUGGGGCUACCCUGGACAUCGAAUUUGACCCUCAACCGUAUGUCAACUUUGGUGGCGCCACCAUCCUGUCGUCGUCGUCGGAUUUCCUCUUCUAUUCCAUCCGCCGCCACCAGAAUGGCGGUGUCAUCAGUUCAUGAGAAGCAGAAAACUUUUACACUACAGAAAUCUGAGGAAGCUUUCAAUAAAGCGAAGGAGUUGAUGCCCGGAGGUGUAAAUUCGCCUGUACGCGCUUUCAAAUCUGUUGGUGGGCAGCCUAUUUUGAUUGAUUCUGUGAAGGGCUCGUAUAUGUGGGACAUAGAUGGAAAUAAAUAUAUCGACUAUGUAGGUUCUUGGGGACCAGCGAUCAUUGGCCAUGCAGAUGAUGAGGUACUGGCAGCAUUGGGUGAAACAAUGAAGAAGGGAACAAGCUUUGGUGCUCCCUGUCUUCUCGAGAACACAUUGGCGGAGAUGGUCAUUGAUGCUGUUCCAUGCAUAGAAAUGGUUCGAUUUGUUAACUCAGGGACAGAGGCUUGCAUGGGUGUGCUGAGACUUGCUCGUGCUUUCACUGGGCGAGAAAAGCUAAUCAAAUUUGAGGGGUGUUACCACGGGCAUGCGGAUCCAUUUCUUGUUAAAGCAGGCAGUGGGGUUGCCACCUUAGGGCUUCCUGACUCCCCUGGAGUUCCCAAAGCAGCCACUUCUGAAACGCUCACUGCCCCAUAUAAUGACAUUUCAGCAGUAGAAAGCCUCUUUCAGGCCAACAAAGGGGAAAUUGCAGCCGUUAUCCUGGAACCCGUAGUUGGAAAUUCUGGGUUCAUUCAGCCCAAGCCUGAUUUCCUCAAUGCACUGCGCAGUUUGUCGAAAGACAACGGUGCCCUCCUCAUAUUUGAUGAAGUUAUGACCGGGUUCCGCUUGUCAUACGGUGGAGCCCAGGAGUACUUCGGCAUAACUCCUGAUUUGACAACACUUGGCAAGAUCAUUG